AUGAAAAUAUAUGGUAUUAAGCAAGAGGAACGAACAAACCCAGCUCCAGUCAGCAUUCCAAGACCAAUUCCUUACUAUUAGACAAGCGAAAAUUUGAUAUCAAUUUAAAAACAAUGGGCUGUUAUUCAUAAAUUCAUGAGAGCCUUAAACAAGUUAUAAUAAGCUUAAAACAAAAACCAUAAUUAACCAAAGUACCCUUUUGUAUUACAACUCUCUAUGAAUGAAUUUAUGGUUCAUUUGGGGACCGAUAAACUAGAAUUAAGAAUGUCAAAUGAGCUUUCAUACUAUCCCAACUUCGGGCCUGUCCAAUACUGUUGUCCUCCUCCAGUCAACUCACCUACUCCAACAAUUAAACUUCCUAUACAUAAGAAGCGGGAAGUGAACGUCCUACAAGACUAGAAGGAUACUAAGAACAUACCGAAGAAUUACUGCAAAAGUAUCAUAACUUUUGCCUGUAAGAAUCAAAAUCUUUGUUUGGAAAUUCUUAAAGACUAGUUGAAGGUGAUAAAAUUCUUGGAAAAGAUUACUGUCUACAAAAAAUAACUGUUAAACAUAAGGAUCUUCAGUAGCCUUUUACAACACUCUGAUGACCCUGAAGAGGAGGAGUUCAGAAAGGCAUUCAGAAUAAUCAGUCGGAUAUUUAUAAAGAAAUACGCAAUAAACUAUAUUUUUAACUCUAAGAUCGUGUAGCAUAAUUGGCAUAUGAGAUAUAGAUCACAGAUUUAUAAGGGAGUAAAAAAUCCAAACAAUUUUUCACAUAUUAAAAACUUAUGA
Molecule: messenger RNA, 774 nt
Organism: Paramecium tetraurelia
Lineage: Eukaryota; Ciliophora; Oligohymenophorea; Peniculida; Parameciidae
Exons: 4
Source: RefSeq, a predicted model, not a curated record